Molecule: messenger RNA, 1575 nt
Organism: Xiphias gladius (swordfish)
Lineage: Eukaryota; Metazoa; Chordata; Actinopteri; Istiophoriformes; Xiphiidae
Gene: mims1b
Product: family with sequence similarity 210 member Ab
Exons: 5
Coding region: 211-1155 (314 amino acids)
Cellular component (GO): mitochondrion
Source: RefSeq, a predicted model, not a curated record
UGGUCCUCUGCGCAGUUGGGGCUACACGCUGCUUUCCGCGCAGUCCGUGCUGCUGCUACCAUAAAUGUGGACCUUGAACGACUUAUAACCCGGACACCUUCGCAUGGGCCUCAGGGAUGAGGAGUACGAUUUUUUCUUGAGCUCUACACGUAACUUCUACCUCUGGUUGAACAUCACAGCAGCAGAAAGGAGGAGGGGGUGGAGAAGAGGAUGAUAAUGCAGCGCAUCCUAACUCAUGGGACACUGUUGCGGAUGGCAGCAGUGCGCCCAUUGCUGGUGGGCGUCACCAUCCCUGAGCAAGCAGUAGCAUUGUGUUGCUGUGCCCUCCGUCUGACACCACCGCCAUUUACAGGCCGGCACUGGCUCUCAACCUCGGCCUCCAGCAGGGCAGCGCAUCAGCCAAAGCACCAGCCACCACAAGAGGAACCACAGUCCAACUCCACACCUCAAAGACAAGAAGUCCAGAAAGAGGAAGCUGUGCCUGAUGCUGCAGAGGUGGACCCCCUGCAGGACAAGUCCAUUGGCCUGUUCCAGAGGUUUAAGAAAACCUUCAAACAAUAUGGGAAGGUGAUGAUCCCUGUACAUCUGGUGACGUCCUCUGUUUGGUUUGGAACCUUCUAUUACGCUGCUAUGAAUGGUUUCCUCCUUGGCCCUCACCCAUUGAGCCCUACUUGGUUUAGUGUUCAGUGUAUGGUACAGGCUGAAACCACCACUCAAGAUUGCUCCAGAGGUGUGAAUGUAGUGCCAUUCCUGGAGAUGAUUGGUCUACCAGAGUCAUUAGUUGGCCUUUUGAGAGACUCUUCAAGUGGCUACGCUCUGACUGCAUACGCCAUGUACAAGAUUGCCACCCCUGCUAGAUAUACGGUAACUCUGGGCGGCACGUCACUAUCUGUUCAGUAUCUCCGCAAGCACAGCUACUUAUCCACACCACCGCCAGUUAAAGAAUACUUCCAGGACAAAAUGGAGGAGACAAAGGAGAAAUUUACAGAAAAGAUGGAGGAGACAAAGGGGAGAUUUUCAGAGAAAAUGGAGGAAACAAAAGAGCGUAUCUCUGAGAAAAUGGAAGAGACUAAGGACAAGCUUUCUGAGAAACUGCAGGAAACCAAAGACAGAGUCUCUGAGGGAAAAGCGCUUUUUAGAAAGAAGAAUGAUUAGUGAAUCACAUUCACAGGUGGCACCUCUGGAUAAAUAAUCCUGUUUUGAUCUUGACAAGUCGUUAGUGAAUAGCAGGCGAGUAACAGACAGCACUUCUGAGAUCAUUUGGAAAGAAGAGCGAGACCUUGCACUAUCUUUGCCCUGAAAUGUCACCUCUCACAUCAUAGUUAUCACCUGUUGUCUAUUUAAGUGUCCGAUUCAGUCCCUCAGUGUCCAAACCCUGCCACAAUGCACUAUAGGUGAGGACUAGACAGCAGUUUAGCAGACUCCUGGCAAUGCUACAUUCUGGCUCAGUCAUCUCUGACUGGAUUUACACAUGCUCAACUGAUCAGGACUUUAACUCUUGGUUGGCUAUAAGCUGGCUGUUUUUAAAGAGGAGGCGUGAUCUCAUUUCUCUUCACAUAGAUAUACAUGGGGGGG